Messenger RNA from Cryptomeria japonica (Japanese cedar), 2556 nucleotides. RefSeq lists its product as uncharacterized. Bases 1 to 2556 code for a protein of 851 amino acids. The transcript is spliced from 3 exons. Gene Ontology annotation, biological process: telomere maintenance; DNA repair. The record is from RefSeq and is a predicted model, not a curated record. Lineage: Eukaryota; Viridiplantae; Streptophyta; Pinopsida; Cupressales; Cupressaceae. Gene Ontology annotation, molecular function: DNA helicase activity.
AUGCGGUUUGGAACAUCAUUGAGGGGUACAAGGUCAUAUUGGGCCAAAUGUCGUGCAGAAUUAACAAACAUGCUUCAUCAAAUAGGCUCCCCUACGAUAUUCUUCACAUUAAGUGCAGCAGAUAUGUAUUGGCCUGAUUUGCAUGCACUAAUGCCGGGAACAUCACCAACUACUCCACGAGAAGCUCAAAAUUGGAGAAAGCGGAAUGUUAUCAACUACCCCCAUAUAGUUGCACAUUACAUGCACUUAAGACAUUCAAUAUUUAGAACAGAAAUCCUAGAAAAAGGAAUGAAUGUUGAAGAUUUUUGGUCCAGGUAUAAUGCUCCUUGGCCUUUGAAUCUUAGGGGGUCCAAAUUAUAUGAAGAUAUAGAAACAGAUGAAAAAAAAUUUGAACCUACAAGAAAUGAUGAUAGGGUGAAUUCACAUAAUCGUCACAUAUUGCAAUUAUGUAGAGCAAAUAUAGAUUGGCAACCUGUUCUUUCCAAGCAUGCAGUAGUCAAAUAUAUUGCCAAGUAUGCAGCGAAAGCAGAGAAAAGCUCUGAAACAUAUCACCAGAUGUUGAUGCGCCUCUCCAACAUGGAAGACCCUAAUGAUUUAGCUGCUCGAGCAUAUAGAAGGCUUCUGACUGAAACAAUUAUUGAAAGGGACAUUGGUGCUCAAGAAACAUGUCACAUGUUGUUAGAACUUCCAUUAGUAGAGAGUAGUAGAAGAUUUGUUAAUCUAAAUGUCUCACGUGAGGUGUUCAAACCUGUAACUAUAAAUGAUGAAGAGAAUAAUGAAGAGCAGACAAAAUCUUUAAUUGAUGGAUAUAAAACAAGGCCUCUUUGUAUGGAAGGUGUCACAUUAAUUGAUGCAGCUAGAUCAUGGAUAUAUAAUCCUAAAAGAAAACGAGACAACAAAUGGGAACCAAGGGAAAGAGCAACAAUUGUUAGAGUUUUUCCUAGGUUUGUAUCUCUUCCUCCACGUGAGUCAAUUAAAUGGAUUGACUUCUGUUUAUCAGAGUUAUUACUCUACAAACCAUUUCGUGACAUAGAAAGGGAUAUUGGUCAUGAUGAUGACUCUAUAAUAGCAAAUUGGAAGUCAUUUACCUACAAUCCUUGGCAUGUCGAACGAACAAGUAUUGAAAAUGCAGAGGCUAAUAGUGAUUCAGAAAUUGAAGAGAAUGAAGCUAUUCAGAGAAAUACCACAGAGCAUGAAUGGGAAAUUAUAUCUAGGCUACAUCAUGGUCAAAAUAUACAAUUUUCAGAAAUAGAUAUGUUGGGGAGAAGAGACAUUGAUAGACAUACAAAUUGGUCUGCUGAUUAUCAAGGUGAAGAGUACACAACUACAGCAAUCAGUUUCAUAACUAACAUGAAGGAUCAUGGAUGUCUUAUAUAUGAUGAUAUACCCCAAUGCAUCAACUACACGACCCUCAGUGAUAAGCAAAAAAAGGCAGUUGAUAUAAUUAUGACACACUAUCAGAGGAAUCAAAAUAAAGUGCCAUUGUUCAUGAUAAUUCAGGGAACAACAGGUAUAGGAAAGUCAUAUUUAAUUGGUGCCAUCAAUCAAGCUCUUGAAAAUGUUGCAAUGCCAUCUCGUUCUCCCCUUCUAUUACUCGCACCAAUAGGAGUUGCAACAUUCAAUAUAGGGGCCUCUACAGUUCAUUCCAAAUUGAGAAUCCCAAUACGAGAUUUCACUCAGCUACAGGGAACAAGACUUGCCAUUUUUCAAGAAGAAAUGGCACAUAUCAAGUACAUUUUGAUUGAUGAAAUGACCUUCAUUGGUCAAAACAUGUUGGAAAACAUAGAUUCUCGACUCCGACAAGCAUACCCACAAAGUGCACACCUAAGUUUUGCAGGUAUAUCUAUGAUUUUGGUAGGAGAUUUGGGUCAAUUGCCUCCAGUUAAUGAUAGACCUGCAUAUGCCAGUAAUAGACGGGCAAAGCUACUAUGGGAGGAAUUCAAAAUUGUGGUUACUUUAGAUAAAAUAUUCAGACAAGAUGGAGAAAAUAUUCAGCAACAAAGAUUUCGUCAACUUUUGACAAAUCUAAGAGAUGCAAACCCACAAAUUGAUGAUUGGAAGUUGCUAAUGAUGAGAACCCCUACUAACAUAGAUGUUGCAAGUAAUUCUGAAUUUGAAAAUACCGUCCAUUUGUUCUCCACAAAUGAUAAUGUUCAUAGUCAUAAUAAAAAAAUGUUAUAUUCAUUGAGGCAUCCCGUUGCACGAAGUGUUGCAACAAAAGCAGGAAGUGUUAAUAUAGCAGAAGAUUUCUCAACUGGUGAACUUGAUUUAGAGUUAUUGAUCUGUAAGAAUUCAAGGGUCAUGCUAACUUCAAACCUUUGGCUACAAGCAGGUCUUGUAAAUGGAGCUUUGGGAUAUGUUCGAAAGAUUGUCUACAAGCCAAGAAGUGCUCCACCUGACCCACCGACAUAUGUGAUGGUUGAAUUUGAUAAUUACUCAGGAUUACCAUUUGAAGAUCAUCAUCCAAAUACAAUUCCAAUAACAACAAUACAAAAGGGCAGAACACUUCAGCUACCAUUGAGAUUGGCAUGGGCAUUGACUAUACAUAAAUCUUAA